AUGAAGAUUGUGGCAGGAAGCAUCACCGCGCUUGGCAUGGUGGUUUCAGCCAUGGCGCAGAACAUGUCCUUUGGCGCCGAUAAUUUCUACCGCAGCAACAAUGUCACGGUCCAGCAGGUCAACUUCCCGACUCAGUACCAGACGACUGUCGUGGGUAAUCUCUUCUAUCCCAGAAACCGCAACCAAAGCACCGGCUGGCCAGCCGUCGUCGUUGGUCACCCCAUGGGCGCUGUGAAGGAGCAGAGUGCGAACCUCUACGCCACCAAGCUGGCCGAGCAGGGGUUCGUCACGGUCUCUAUUGACCUUCCCUUCUGGGGCGCCAGCGAGGGUGAGCCGCGCAACUCAGUCUUACCGGAUCUCUACGCCGAAGCAUUCAGCGCGGCAGUCGAUUACCUGGGUAGCCAGGACGUCCUAUCUGUGGAUCGUGAGCGGAUAGGAGGCCUCGGUAUCUGUGGCAGCGGCUCCUUCUUGAUCAGCGCUGCGAAGCUAGACCCGCGUCUCAAAGCCAUCGCCACAACGAGUAUGUACAACAUGGGCGCUCUCGCCCGUCAAGGAUUGCAACGUUCUCAAACCGUCAAUCAGCUCAAGCGAACCAUCGCUGAGGCUGCCCAGCAGCGUUGGACCGAAGUCGACGGCGGCGAAGUGCAGUACACCAGCGGCACCCUGAACCACCUCACGCGCAAUGCCACUCCGGUUGAGCGUGAAUUCUACGAUUACUAUCGCACUCGACGCGGCGAGUUCACCCCCGUCGGCUCUACUCCAGAGCUCACCACCCACCCUACACUUUCCACGUUCACCAAGUUCGUCAAUUUCUACCCAUUCAAUGAGAUUGAGACAAUCUCGCCGCGACCGAUGCUGUUCAUUGCGGGCGACCAGGCGCACUCUCGCGAGUUCAGCGAAGACGCGUAUUCGCGAGCCGACGAACCGAAGGAACUUUUCUGGGUGCCUGGUGCCGGCCACGUCGACCUGUACGAUCGCACCGAGCUUAUCCCAUUCCAGAAGCUCACCGAAUUUUUUCAGAGGGGUCUUGCUUAA
Molecule: messenger RNA, 1035 nt
Organism: Aspergillus melleus
Lineage: Eukaryota; Fungi; Ascomycota; Eurotiomycetes; Eurotiales; Aspergillaceae
Product: alpha/beta hydrolase
Exons: 1
Coding region: 1-1035 (344 amino acids)
Source: RefSeq, a predicted model, not a curated record